AUGAAAUCACCCCCGGCCGGCGUUCGGCUUGUGAUGGAGGCCGUAUGUGUCCUGAAGGGCAUCAAGCCGGACAAAGUCAAUGAUCCCAGUGGUUCUGGUCGCAAGAUUGAAGAUUACUGGGGCCCCUCAAAGAAACUGCUCGGUGACAUGAAGUUUCUGGAACACCUGAAGAACUUCGACAAGGAUAACAUACCCGCCAACAUUAUAAAGGUCAUCAGCGAGAAGUACAUCCCCAAUCCGGAGUUCAAGCCCGAACGUAUCGCCGUGGCGUCCACGGCCGCUGAGGGUCUUUGCAAGUGGGUCAUUGCCAUCGAGUCCUACGACAAGGUCGCAAAAGUUGUCGCCCCCAAAAAGGUGGCCCUCGCAAAGGCCAUGGAAGACUACAACGUUGCCAUGGAAGCACUGAAUAAGAAGCGAGCUGCCCUGAAGGUGGUGCAAGACAGGCUGCAGAAGCUGACCGACGACUUGAAUGCUAACAAACAGAAAAAAAUUGACCUGGAGAACAAGGUAGACCUGUGCAAGAAGAAGCUCGAACGAGCUGAACAGCUGAUUGGUGGUCUGGGCGGUGAGAAACAGCGAUGGAUCAAUGCAGCCAAGAUGCUGGGUCAGCGGUACAUUAACCUGACGGGGGAUGUUCUCGUGUCCAGCGGUGUCGUCGCCUACCUCGGGGCCUUCACCUCUACCUUCCGGCAGGACCAGACGAAGGAAUGGCUCUCCAUGGUGCAGCAGACUGCUCGACGGUGGCCCCUCAUGAUUGAUCCACAGUCUCAGGCGAACAAGUGGGUCAAGAACAUGGAGAAGAAGAAUAACCUGGUUGUCUUGAAGCUGUCGAAUUCAGACUUUGUGAGAAGCCUGGAAAAUUGUAUUCAGUUUGGUCAGCCGGUGCUGCUGGAGAAUGUCGGGGAGGAAUUGGAUCCUGUCUUGGAGCCUCUGCUACUGAAACAGACCUUUAAGCAGGGCGGUGCUCUCUGCAUCAAAUUAGGUGACGCAGUAAUAGAGUAUUCAACCGAAUUCCGCUUUUACAUCACCACCAAGGGUCUUGUGGAUCAGCUGCUGGGUAUCGUCGUUGCGCGUGAGAGACCGGAACUGGAGGAGGAGAAGAAUAAGCUGAUUCUCCAAGGUGCCGCAAACAAAAAGAAGUUGAAAGAACUGGAAGACCAAAUCCUCGGUGUGUUGUCUUCCUCCGAGGGUAACAUUCUGGAGGAUGAGAGUGCUAUUCAGGUGCUAAACUCCUCAAAGGAAUUGUCCAACGAGAUCGCCGAGAAACAGGCUUACUUUGAGGAGACGGAGAAGAAGAUUGACGAGGCUCGAAUGGGCUACGUGCCGAUUGCUGAUUACACCUCUGUGCUCUUCUUCUCCAUCGCCGAUCUGGCCAACAUUGAUCCCAUGUAUCAGUACUCCCUCUCCUGGUUUAUCAACCUUUUCAACCUCGGUAUUGAAAACUCCGAGAAGUCAGAUAACUUGGAGACGCGUCUAGAGAUUCUGAGAAAUUACCUGACUUACUCCUUCUACUGUAAUGUCUGUCGAUCGUUGUUCGAAAAGGAUAAGCUACUGUUCUCCUUCCUGCUCUGCAUCAACCUCGGCAAACACGACGGCAAAAUUGACCUUGAGGAGUGGCGUUUCCUGUUGACUGGCGGCUGGCAAAAGAUCUAUGACGAUCCCCAGCCGCAGAACUGUCCUCUGCCGGCACCACUCAAUGAAAAGUACAAGGACUUUCUGGCCCGCAUGUGUAUCCUGCGUUGCCUGCGACCUGAUAGGAUAACACCCAUUGUACAGGACUAUGUGACUGACUCACUGGGGAAGAAGUACGUUGAACCGCCGCCGUUUGAUCUACCCGGAUCCUUUGCGGACUCCUCCAGUACCACGCCACUGUUGUUCGUUCUGUCCCCCGGUUCGGAUCCCAUGGCUGCGCUGCUCAAAUUUGCUGAUGAUAUUGGCUUUGGUGGACCGAAGUUUGAGUCUCUGUCGCUGGGACAGGGUCAGGGUCCCAUAGCCCUCCGGAUGAUUGAGAAGGCCCUCAAGGAGGGGACUUGGGUCCUGCUACAGAACUGCCACCUGGCGCCCAGUUGGAUGCCCAUCCUGGAGAAGACGGUGGACGAAAUCUCACCCGACUCCACGCAUCCGGAGUUUCGCCUGUGGCUCACCAGCUACCCCAGCUCCCAAUUUCCCGUGACUAUUCUGCAAAAUGGCGUGAAAAUGACCAAUGAACCGCCCAAGGGCCUUCGCUUCAAUCUCUGGCGUUCCUUCAUCAGUGAUCCGAUUUCGGAUCCGGAAUUUUUCACCACCUGCACCAAACAGCCCAUCUGGAAGAAGAUGCUGUUCGGUCUGGUCUUCUUCCACGCCACUGUGCAGGAACGCAGGAAAUUUGGUGCCCUCGGCUGGAACACGCAGUAUGAGUUUAAUGAGACAGAUCUGCGCAUCUCGGUGCUUCAACUGCACAUGUUCCUCAACCAGUACGAGGUAAGUAAAAUUUGGGAGUCACUUAAACCCGCUUUAAAGCCCAAUUUAACUGCUUUUCAGACAGCACCGUCUUAG
Messenger RNA from Dibothriocephalus latus, 2535 nucleotides. Lineage: Eukaryota; Metazoa; Platyhelminthes; Cestoda; Diphyllobothriidea; Diphyllobothriidae. The record is from the annotation of a GenBank genome assembly.